Messenger RNA from Lingula anatina, 3367 nucleotides. RefSeq lists its product as uncharacterized. The record is from RefSeq and is a predicted model, not a curated record. NCBI's taxonomy places the organism in Eukaryota, Metazoa, Brachiopoda, Lingulata, Lingulida, Lingulidae.
CCCAUGUUUGACCUAGUUGCGUGAUAUCUCAUAACCAGUACGAGUAAAGAACAUGGCCGAGUCAGACGUUUCCGAGUUGACUUGGUCAAAAGUUUAUUACUCUACCGAGGAAGUGGUGGAGAAAUUCAGUCUUCCUUUCAUUGUUAAAGUGGCAGAAGGUUUUUACGGCGAAAGGGAUUAUGAAUCGUUUUCUUCAGAUGACAUAUUAAAAAUCUAUGCUAAAAAGUCGCUUCAGAAGGUGGAGGCCCGUGUACCCGGAAGUUCUGAAAAUGUCAGCAUACCUUUAGCUUACACCGGGGCGGUAAAGAUUUUACCUUUAAUGGGCGAACAUCAUAUCUAUUCGACGAUCGGGGAAGCAAUAGACGAGGAAAUGCCUUCGUUUCUGAAAAUUGGGAAACCCAUAUCUCCUCCACAACGAUUGGGGCAUAACGUGCGCACAGGGACUAUUUUACAAAUUGAUAAGAUUGAAAAGAGGAUGACUCCCAAGGGUAUUCAAGAAUUUGUCCUGUGUCAUGGAGAUGGCAGAGACUUAUGUCUCCCUAGAGACUUUGAAGGUGAUUUCACCGUAGUACCAGACACGCAGCAUUACAGACUAAGUGAUGUCAUUAACCAGAAACCGUUACCUUGCAGGAUAAAGAUCGUCGGUGGACGAGAGAGGUUGGCUCUGUCAAAAGACGUGCAAGAAGGAAUUAGCAACCUGGAAGACUUUUCCGGGGAAUUCACCCUGAUAAAAUUAUUCAUGCAAGAAGUUUUAGUCGCCAGUACACAGAUUCACGAAGAAGGAUGCCCAAAACAGUCUUUGAUCUCAAAAAAGAACAUAACAUUAAUUCCUCUCUCUCCGGUGUCAUUAAACGUCAGUUUCUUUGUAGCAGAAGAAAGUCCAGAUUAUCAUAGAAUUAUUGUGAAAAGUUUUGGAACGGAGAUCGACGUCAGUCAGGUUGAUGACGAUGAGGCAUACAUUGAAUAUGUGACAAAACCGCGUAGUCGCGUCUAUUCUGAUUCGGCUUUGAACCCGCCAACAGUACCACCCCGUUCACAUACUGGAGACGGGUAUAUGCCAAUUAUCGCAGAGUCCCAGGGAGAUGAAAUGGAUUCCGACUCUGGAGAUGGCUACGAGGAAAUUGACGACGACGACUUGGAAGAAUUAAAAGCGAGUCGGGCCCGAAGAGAAGCUCGUCAAGUACUUUUUGAAGGCGAAGAGGAUCAGCAUGGAUACUUGAUUCCAAAAGUGGACGACCAGAAUGAAUCUAAUGAUUCUGAAGAUGGUCAGGGAAACCCCACCAAGAAAAAGCAAAAAGCCCCUAACCUGAAGAAAGCCUUAGGUACUGUUCGAGGUUUUGGAAAAUCGGUUAUUGCCACCCUCCAUCAACACUACGCUGUCUUUGGCGGCCAUCAGCACCACUCUGGCAGUGGCGCCUUGAAGACGAUACCCGCGGAACCACCCCAGCGACCACCAAAACCAGCUAGACUUAGGGAAAGGGUGCCCAACGCUGUGCCGUGUCUGCCUUACCCAGAGGGAAAUGGAUUAUCGGGCGAGCAUUUGGAUGACGAAACACCGCCUCCGAUUAUACCGAGAACGCCAAAAACACCGACAGCUGCUAGUCCCAAAACCCACCAAUUUUCUCCAACGUCAAAAGAGUUCUGGUUUCCGUCGGGGCGUCAGAAUCAGGAACAAAAUCUUCACCAGAAUUCUAAAACGAAAGGCGAUGCAGAUGGCUUAGAUUAUGAACUACUUGAUGAAAACGUAAUGACUGAAUUAAGAGCGAAAUCAAAGGCAAACGUAAUGACUGAAUCAAAACCAGUGGUUUUUAGUGCUCCUCCAUCCCGUUCGAAAAGCGAAAAACCUAGACCAGCGUUGAAGCCAAAACCUAAGCCUAAACCAAAUAGGCAACUUUCAGACAAUUCUCUAUUAGGUGACAAAAGAGAAGACAUAAGCACCACAACCUCCAGAGAAUCAAAAGUCGUUCCAACUGCCACAAUAUCGCCUUCUCAGCAUAUAGCACGUGCUGAGGCCAUGACCACAACAGCAAGCGUAAAACCGACAGUAUUGGCUGCGAUCCUACAAACGCGUUACCAGAAUGAAGAACAUGAAAAUACACCAUCACAGAUGGCAGAACACAUUCAACAGCACAGGCAACAAGAGCAUCAUCAGAGCCUGGUCCACGAACUGUCACAAACACUUGUUUCUAGUGUCAAGUUGAAACAAGAAUUAGAUUCGCAAGUACAGCUACGACAGCGUGAAGAACCACACCAAUCACAAUCUCCCUCCUUUGACGAGCUGAGGAAAUCGCUGCCCUAUCCCAAUAAAGUGACAUCAGACGACUCUGCUCCAUCAAUCAAAGAGUAUGGUGAUGUCCCCAGCGACCUCUCGAUGCUAACUGUGGACGGAUUGGAAGCUGUCCUGCAGGUUUAUGGCCUCCACAACGCGGCCAAGAUAUGCAAGGUGAACGAGGUGGAUGGUGCGCUCUUCAUGCUACUCACAGACAAUAUUUUGAAAGAGGAUCCUUUCAACCUUAAGCCUUUCGAUAUUCUGAAAAUUCAGAAUAUUAAAAGAGGCUGGAAACCAAAACAAUCAGCACCAUCAGCGAAAUCAUUCAGAUCUUAAGACAGGCACGUUUGGCUUUUUUUUUUGACUCCUCGGACAUUUUUUAAGCAAGAGAGCUCAAUCAUAAAGAUCAGACAGAACUAUAACUAAGCAUGAGGCAAAACUUUGUGUGCUAGGCCUAUAAUGUUGUUAUUUUUGUUGAAAUAUUUUUGAAAUUUUGCAAGGAUUUCGAACUUAGUUCGUUUCUAGUCUGUGAUGGAGAGGGGGGGAUGCUUAUGUAUCUUGCUAUCGAAACAAAUGGGUCACAACUGUCUGUCAUGAAUGGUGGUAAAUAUCGAUCGUGAUUUCUUAAAAAUUAUCGUUACAUCAAUUUUGAAAUCGAGUCUUUUGUAUCGAGCAAUUUACCCUAGAAACAUAUCCUAGAAAACUAUGGUUUUUGCUAUUAUUUGCCAUAAUACUGCAUUAUUUUUGCAUAAUAUGUGUUACAUCAUUAACGGUGGCUUUUAGUGAUUUUAAUUAUUAAAAUAACUUGAUAAUCACAUGGACUCAGAGGCGUGGAAGUUUUUGAAAUUAUCCCUUCAUAUGUUCAAGAAAGUAACAUUUCACUUAUAAAUGAUCAUGUAUUGGAUAUAUCAGAGAAAAGACUGGGGAAGGCCACAGGGCCUUUUAAAAUAGAAAGAACUGGACGUUCUAUCGUAUCGAAGACUUGCAGUAAGAAAUGAACCCAAGGGUGUUUAAAUGCUAUUCCGUCGAAAAAAAAAAUUAAAUUUCUCUAAAUAAAUCUCUAAAUAAAUCUCUAAAUAAAUAAAUAAAUAGACCUAA